Molecule: messenger RNA, 195 nt
Organism: Rhizophagus irregularis DAOM 181602=DAOM 197198
Lineage: Eukaryota; Fungi; Glomeromycota; Glomeromycetes; Glomerales; Glomeraceae
Source: RefSeq, a predicted model, not a curated record
AUGGCCGUUCGUUUCAGUUUGAAAACUGAGAAACGGUCCAAAUGGUUUCCUUCAGCUUUCGAUUUUGGGUUGGAAUGCCAGGUCCCUCCUUCUGGCUUUAAUCUCGGAUUUCUAUUACAGGUUCUGUCCAGUGUUGAGCUAUGGAUGCAGAAUCGGAUUCUUGAGAAUUUGCUUGAUCGGGUUAGAUUUGAUUAG